Messenger RNA from Yarrowia lipolytica CLIB122, 1620 nucleotides. RefSeq lists its product as uncharacterized. Lineage: Eukaryota; Fungi; Ascomycota; Dipodascomycetes; Dipodascales. The record is from RefSeq and is a predicted model, not a curated record.
AUGAUACCCACCAACAAUCGGCUUCGACCAGGCAUGGGGAAAAACAUCAUUCUCUGCCUGGAUGGCACGUCCAACAGUUUCGGAGCAGGUCCCGAAACCAACGUCCUCAAGCUGUUCCGCAUGCUCGAAAAGGACUCACCCAACCAAUUGGUUUAUUACCAGCCCGGAAUCGGAACCCACAUCACCGUCGACCUGCCCAAAACCAUCUGGUCAGCAGCAUACUCAUACGCAGAAAAAAUUGUCGACAUUGGAAUAGCCUGGUCCCUUGAUGCACACAUUAUUGCCGCCUACAUGUUCUUGAUGAAACACCAUUGCCAUGGCGACCGGAUAUACCUGUACGGCUUCUCAAGAGGUGCCUUCACCGCUCGAAUCCUCGCAGGUAUGCUGGACCGAGUCGGAUUAUUGUCUCCAGGCCAGAACGAACUGGUACCUUGCGCGUGGGAAAUCUACAAGACGUGGGAAGCAGCUGGUCAGCCUAUGGAAGACAAGACGUCCAACCUGGCAUGCUCUUUCAAGUCGACAUUCAGUGUCCCUUCUGUGUGCGUCUACUUCAUGGGUUUGUGGGACUCCAUCAACAGCAGUGGCAUUAUUCUGGACCGCUCGUUCCCCUACACCUCUUCGGCGGGUAUCGUUCACCACAUUCGACAUGCUGUCGGCAUUGAUGAACGACGAGCCAAGUUUAAACAGAACCUCUUUGUCCCUCAUUGCUACAACCCAACACUUUUUGGUCCUUCCGGCAUAUUUGCCGAGCGUCAGAGCCCUGAACUGACUCCUGAGACAAGCCCACAGACCAGUAUUGUUUCCAGUGUCCGCGUCAGCCCUGUUGAGAGUCGGCAGCAUACACCCAAAGGAUCGAUGGUCAUACUGAGACACCCUACUUCUCCUGUCCCUAUCAGUGCGAGCACACCGGUUCUUGCAAGUGGAUCAUCAAUUCGAACCACGGCUUCAGGACGUCGAUUUCCUUGCAGCAGCCGUUCAGAACUGUCCCACAUGUUCCGUGCUCACUCUGAACAAUCUCAUAUGAUUGGGACACAGAAAACACGCCAUAGACCGGAGCGAUCAGGAGAUCUCGUGGAGUUGUGGUUCCCAGGUGACCAUGGUGACGUAGGGGGAGGAUGGUUACCUCGAGGGUCACCACAUUUGCUCUCUGACAUUCCUCUGGCGUGGAUUCUCUCCGAGAGCGUCAAGUUUAAGGUGAUCUUUAAGGAGGGAGUGAUUGACGAAUUUCGAAACAACCAUGAUCCCGAAGAGUGUCUUAUUGCACCCAUGCACGACUCUCUAAAUCUCUUUCGACGUCAGGGAGAAAACGGUCGUGGAGAAGAUCCUUGGUGGAGACCGUGGUUCUGGUGGUUUCUUGAAACCAUGCCGGUCGCUUACCGGGUUGAGAACGAGGAAGAGAAAUGGACAAGGGUUGCAGUUCCCAAUUACGGUCGGGCACGGACCAUUCCUAUGGGUGCCAAAUUUCAUUGGAGUGUGGCUUGGAGAAUGAGGUUGGUUGACGGAUAUCGUCCGUUUGAUCGUUCAGAGGAUGAUGACGGUUCCAGUGUGACUGGCGGUGGAAGUAGCAGUGACGAAUACGGUGCUAUUCCCGAUGACUUUGACUGUCAUGAUGGUUGCUAG